AUGAGUGUGAAUACCCAACUUCUCAGCGAUCCGUAUUCAAGUUUAAAUACUUCACAAUGCAAUAACCAGGAUGUUUACGACUUUAAUUUUGUUGAAGUUCCUCACAACUGGCUCAAUGAACUACUCAUUUGGGAAGGCGGCAUCACGUUCAACGUCGUUUACUGGUCUAUUAUUUUACUCUUUUCCUUCGCAGUUCUUUACUUCCUCCGUUGGAAAUGUCGUUGGCCAUUUCUAAUCCAACGUUUCGACGGGCAGGAUGAACCAACACGUUCCAACUGGAUCCUAUCCAUCGACGAAGAGGUGGUCGGUAAAGAUGGCGCUACAUACCUGUGGUUCCAGGUUCGGCAAAUGAUUGCAUACACGUGGAUAUUGAUCAUCAGCAUUGUUCUUAUAAUUGUCCAUCGUUAUGGCGAUAAACAAGGAGAUGUCAAAAACCUUAAUUCAACGACGCUUUAUAACAUUGGAGUUAAUGGGAUCCACUGUGUGUUUUGCUUGACGGUGCUGGUCAUUUUGGAUAGGCAAAUGUACAACCACGGACUGCAGCGUGGCAUCAGAUCAUUUGCUAGUCCCAGGAUUUCGGAUAGAGUUUGCAAUCGGCGCUGGCUCAUGAUCAGUGGACUUCCUCUUACAACCACAGUCGAUUCACUUUUUGAUGACUUAAAGAACAGGUUCGAUUUGAAGGGCAUCUGUCGUGAAAACAUUCAUUUCGUUUACGAUCUCAAUAGUCUAUGGCCAGUGAAAGAAAAUUUGAAAUUAGUAAGGGAAAUCAAGCGUACUUUGCUAAGCACAGGACCUCAACAGAUACAAACUCGCUUUUGGGAAUGCUUUUCCACCGAGGAGACACCUGGAACUAACCCAGACGAUGCAUUGACGUUCUACAGUGAAAUGGAAAAGACUCUGCUGGACAAACGAGACGAUAUUAUGAAUAACUUGCAAUUUGUUGGAAUAGCUUUUAUCGGUUUCGACAGUCCAGCUGAAGCUAAAGCAACUAAAAGUGCAGUGAAACAAGUCCAGCGAUCUACCUGGUUUGGAAAGGAUAAAGAAGACGAUCAAGAAUUCCGGCCUUCCAUAUGGACCAUCGGAUAUGCCCCACCCGGCUCUGAAAUGAACUGGCCGAAAUUGCAGCAAAGGCCUCCUUUAUGGAAGAACCUAAUCAUCUGGUUGGUAAUAAUCUUCAUUUAUUUUGGGUACAUUGCUGUCAUGGCCGCACCUGGAUACAUCGUGCAAUCAUUCCGGUUAGUAGGACGAGGAACAGACGAAAUUUCAUUAACUUGGCAAUUGCUCAUCUUACCUCAUCUUGGGUCUUUCUUCACUCGCAGGAUGACCGACUUUGUAACCAAAAUUGACGAGUACAGACAUCACACGACUGUGCCCAGCAUCGAGUUGGGUAAGUUACACACCGUUUGUCAUUUAUCCGCCGUUCUUUAUUUAAUAAGAAUGAUGGCCAUGAAACCACUUCCGUUGGUGUUUGCUGGUCAGUUUGACAUCAGGGACAUUCGGUGGGAAUGUCUCUUUUUCCCAGAGCACGGUAGUUUCUUGAGUUGUGCUAUCAUCGUCAACACGGCCAGUGGAGUGCUAAUGAAUCACACAAGACUAGAAUUUCUCAUAUCUUACCUGUUGAAGUGGUUCACCUGCCGAUCAGAAGCAGAACUAACAGUAUGGAGACAAAAUUAUCGUCUUGGCUUUGAUUUCACAAGCAAUUAUGCUGAACUUACCAGUAACUUUGGAUUAACGAUGCUCAUCUUCAUCAUCUUUCCCGUUUUGGGCGUCAUCUCGUGGAUCUGCUGCAUAGUGAGAUUCGUGAGCGACAGGGCAGCCAUGAUGGAAAUAUACGCCGUCAGCCAAACAAGUGCCGAUUUGCAUAGAGAACCGAUAAACAUGACGUUGAAUUUGGUCAUCUUCUCUCCUUUAGUUUUACUUGGCUAUCGGAUCAUUCAGUUGGGUCCAAACACCGUCCAGCAUUUGGUGGAGUCGACUUUCUUAGCACCCCUUUGCGUAGCAAUCUUGUACGCUUUGUAUUUGAUUGAUGCACACGUGCGAUUUCAUUGGCAGAAAGUCGUCUGCUUACAUCGAUUGUUUGGUUAUAUCGAUGACGAUGUCGAAGAAUCGGAUAUGAUCGAUAAUCUGAACAACAUCCUACACGAAUACGAUCCGUUGGCUAAAAUUCGUCAAGAAGAAAUGUCGUACAACAUGACUGUCUAA
Molecule: messenger RNA, 2202 nt
Organism: Daphnia carinata
Lineage: Eukaryota; Metazoa; Arthropoda; Branchiopoda; Diplostraca; Daphniidae
Product: calcium permeable stress-gated cation channel 1-like
Exons: 1
Coding region: 1-2202 (733 amino acids)
Cellular component (GO): plasma membrane
Molecular function (GO): calcium-activated cation channel activity
Source: RefSeq, a predicted model, not a curated record